Messenger RNA from Carlito syrichta (Philippine tarsier), 3414 nucleotides. RefSeq names its product zinc finger C2HC-type containing 1A (gene ZC2HC1A). The record is from RefSeq and is a predicted model, not a curated record. The transcript is spliced from 9 exons. NCBI's taxonomy places the organism in Eukaryota, Metazoa, Chordata, Mammalia, Primates, Tarsiidae. The coding region runs from base 100 to 1089 and encodes 329 amino acids.
UUAGCGGGUGGGAGGUGCGGCCGGGUUGCUACAGCCAGAGCUGGGCGGCGGCGGCAGACUUUGCCUGAGGAAUCUCGCCGAGCCUUGGGCGGUGGCGCAAUGGAGGGACUGGAAGAAAAUGGAAGUGUUCAAGUUGGAGAAUUGUUACCUUGCAAGAUUUGUGGAAGAACAUUCUUUCCAGUAGCAUUAAAAAAACAUGGACCCAUUUGUCAGAAAACUGCUACUAAAAAACGGAAGACUUUUGAUUCAAGUAGACAGAGAGCUGAAGGAACUGAUAUUCCAACAGUAAAACCUCUUAAACCGAGGCCAGAACCACCAAAGAAACCAUCUAAUUGGAGAAGAAAACAUGAAGAAUUCAUUGCUACCAUAAGAGCAGCCAAAGGCCUUGAUCAGGCACUUAAAGAGGGUGGCAAACUUCCUCCUCCUCCUCCACCUUCUUAUGACCCUGAUUAUAUCCAGUGUCCAUAUUGCCAGAGGAGAUUCAAUGAAAAUGCAGCUGAUAGACAUAUAAAUUUCUGUAAAGAACAGGCUGCACGUAUUAGUAAUAAAGGCAAAUUUUCUACCGAUACCAAAGGAAAACCAACUUCUCGGACACAGGUAAUAUACACAAUUUUAUAUAAGUCUCCUGCACUUAAAAAGUCAAAUUCUCCUGGAACCACACCAUCAGCAUCUUCACGAUUACCACAACCAAGUGGAGCGAGCAAAACUGUAGUAGGUGUGCCUUCAGGUAAAGUGUCUUCAGUUAGCAGUUCUUUGGGAAACAAACUUCCAACUUUGUCUCCCUCGCAUAAAGGGAUAGCAGCCCCUCAGGCCGGAGCUAACAUCAAACCUCGAAAUUCCACACCACCUAGUUUGGCAAAAAAUCCUGCCUCAGGUGUGCUUACAAACAAAAGAAAAACAUAUACCGAAAGCUACAUAGCCAGGCCAGAUGGAGACUAUUCAUCUUCACUUAAUGGUGGAAAUAUUAAAGGCAUUGAAGGAAAUUCAUCUGGACACUUACCAAAAUUCUGCCAUGAGUGUGGGACUAAAUACCCUGUAGAAUGGGCCAAGUUCUGCUGUGAAUGUGGCAUUCGAAGAAUGAUUCUGUGAAUAGAAUUGCAAAAGAAAAUGAGCCAAGUUCAGAGUUUUACGAGUAUGGCUGCUUGGAUGUCUAGAGCACUUCCUCUAGUUAUUUUGUGCUUAAAAUUUUCAAAAUACUUUUUCCAGUAAUUUUUGGAACAUAAUCUUUUCACUCUGUAAUGUGUGUGUAUAUAUGUGUACAUAUACUGUACAUAAUAAACACCUGAUCCCCGAUUGUGCCAUUCAAGGAAAUAUUCACUUAUCUGUCAGAAAAUAAUUUCAAGUGGAAUAAUUAAUUUAGAUAAUACUUUCUGUUAUUGGUAAAGCACAUUAGGUGUACGUCUACAAAUUCUCCUUCUCUAGUGCUUAAUCCUUCAAGCUUUGAAUAAUCAUACCUGCUAGCAAAAAAUUGAAUAAGCAUUUACAUUAUCGGUGCCUCUCUUCAGAUAGUAUCAUAGUAGGAUGGAUGCUGGGAGUUAUGUAAUUAAGGAAGUAUGUGAGGUCACUUUCUUGUUGAGCUCUUCAAUAACUUAUUUUAUCCUAAAAAAUAGGAGAGGAAAAAAGGUUUUAUAGUAACAAUGUAAUUUAAAAAUCUUUACCUGUUCUAUAAAAAUGUAAUUAUGUGAUUUCCUUUUCAGAAACACAACACUAAACAUAGAAAUGUAUCUUACUCUAUUUAUAACAGAAAGAUUUGUUUUACUUCUGUGUGUAUUAGUUGAACAUAUAUUUUUUUUUACUUCCACUUGUGUUUCCACAUUUCAUUUUAUUCUUUCUUUUCCACACUGUCUGAAGAGUAGUUUUAAUUUACUAAUUCAUUUGGUGCAAUAUUUGAAAAUGUAAUUAUUUAGCAUAAGAUACACAAAGUGCACCACAAAAUCUCACAUGUUUUAAAAAAUUAGAUUUUAUGUAUCUGAAUUUGGAAGAAAUUAUUGCAGUGCGUUUUAAAACAAAUCAUCUCACCUGUUAAAUAAUAGUUGUGGUAAUUUAAUCAUUAGUGCAGAGCAUGAAGAUAAAUAUUUGAAUUUUAGUUACUUGAAGUAGUUAGAUGUAGUUUGAGUAGGUUAAGAUAAUAUCUAAUUUUCCUACUCAUAUUUUAUUCUUUAAUGUUUAAUGUUGAAACAGCUUUCAUGUUGCAAUAAAAGCCACUGAAAAUGUAUUGUUUUAAUACAUAGUGGACUUAUGUAAUUAAACAUACACAAAAAUUUAAUUUUUUUCUCUUUAGGCCAAAAUACAACUCUUAAUCAUUAUCUCAUUCAGUGUAACAUAGUAUCUACUAGUAGAGAUCUUUGUGGCUUGUGCAACCACAUUUAGUAAUUCCAUAAUAAUUUCUGUCCAAACAAGCUUAAGAGAGCUUUUGUCUUAUUAUAAAGGUACGCAGAAAUCUUAAGUGGCUUACAUAGAUUCUUUUUGUUUAUGGUUUUGACCAUCUGUAAGAAUCAAUGUAAAUAUUUGUGGCUUAUAAUUUUUCUGAAAUUUUUUAACUUAGCUUCUUUUUUUCUUUUUUUUUUUUUUAAUUUGUUUAGUUUGGGCAGGGAAUAUAAACUUGGUGGUAAUAGGAAUUGUCAUUUUACUUAUAGUUUCUUUCCUGAUAUUUUUAUUAGCUUUGUCCCCCUAGUUAUUUUUAUUCAGUCAUAUUGGUCAAAACAAACACAAAUAGUCUACCAACUAGAAUAAGCUGUAACGAAUUUAAAAAACUAGUGUACAUAUUAUGUUUCCAUUUCAAUAACUUUCAUUCUGUCCUAGUUGUAAAUUCCAUGAAGAACUUUAAACUAGAUAAAACUUGUUUUAUCUAGGAGUGAGGACUGUUUUCUUUUAGGUAUUUUUUUAAGGCCACAUAAUUUUUUUUUCUGCUUACAGAACAGGUAAAUACAUGAGUUUAAAUUAAAUAAUUGGCACAUAUUGAAUUUUACAGUAGCAAAUAAAUGUUAUAAUGUACCACAUGGAAAUAAGUUGUUAAUGAAUCAUCCAAUUUCAGAUCCCAGAGAAAUAUAGAAGAUAAAAUAGGUUUAUGACUUAUGAGACAUGUUGUGACAAUGUAUUUAAGUGCAUUUUUAUACUACUUGUAUAUUUUAUCCUCAUAUUGAUUUGUUGUGCAAUAGUUCAGUUUUAAAGAAAUUUUCCUAUGCAUCAUUUAUUUUAUUUUUAUUUAUUUUCACAAGAAUUUGACAAUGUGGUAGAAUAACAUGAUUGUAAGCUUAAAUUAAAAAUGUAAAAAUUCUUUAUAUAUUCUGAAGGUUAUUAGCUUGAAAAAUAAGAUUAUUGUGGCUAUUGUUUCUUGUACACUAUGUGUUUUUUUAGUUACAAAUUAUGUCUUCAUUUUUGCAUCUAUUCAAUAAAGACAUAAAGCAUAAAAGA